CCCUCCUCCACUUGUGUUGUUGUUUUUGAGCUACUAGCUAGCUAGCCAACCACAGUGGAGUUAGGUGAGAAGAGCUCUAGCCAUCACAGCUCAGCGUGGAGAUGCGGUGGACCAGACGUGCUACUAAGAAGCCUGUCCUGGUCAUCUUGGGGCUCUGUGUAGUUGCAGGAGUGUUCCUGUUUAUCAACAACCAGUCAGACAUCCCUCAGGGCAUUGUGGACAAGCCACUAGUGAAUCACAAGAAAUCUGAGUCAGUGCUGGUAGACAAUGUUCUCCUGGAUACGCGUAGGGUACCACAUAAACUAGAGCAGCCAGGCAAGAGGACCAAUGAUGGUGACGAAUUCAAUCGCCAAUACAUGAAGAAAAGAGCUGACCUUCGAAAAGACCUUAUAGAUUCUGACUUGGCUAGAAAACACGCUGCAAUUGAUAUUCAGAAAUCACUUAGUAGUAGAAAUAUCAAACGAAAGAUACCCUCAGAUAAAAACGAUCCACUCGUUCAAAUCAAACUGAAAGAGGAAAGAAAAUCACUAGGUUCAAAACUUCAGAAUCGAAUGAAAAUGGCUCAAGAAUCAAGGGACAGUGGCAAGCAGAGAAAGCUUCUUGUGGACAAGGUAGUUGGACCAUUUGGUAAGCAGCCCACUAGCAGUCCACUGGAGAAGAAGCCUCAAUCAAUUGCUGUGCUGGGUGAUUUUGACAUGGAGUCAUAUCUCGGUGCUCAGAAGAUGGUGAAAGGUGAUGCUAUGAAGAGCUUCCAGUUCAACCAGAUAGUUAGCGAUGCUACCCGUCCUGACAGAUAUCUCAAGGAUUACAGAAAUUCCAAGUGUAAGAGCUCCCCUGCUGCUCAACACCAACAAGACAACCUCCCUCCAACCAGUGUCAUCAUCUGCUUCCAUAAUGAAGCUCGAUCAGCUCUCCUCAGGACAAUAGUCAGUGUGCUGAACAGAAGCCCUCCAAAGCUAAUACAAGAGAUCAUUUUAGUGGAUGAUUUCAGCCGUGAUCCACAAGAUGGUGAACUGUUGCAAGCCAUUCCUAAAGUUAAGUUGCUCCGUAUGAAAUCUAGACAUGGUCUCAUCAAGUCUCGGAUUAUUGGAACUGAAGAAGCCAUUGGUCCAGUGGUGCUAUUCCUGGACAGCCAUUGUGAGGCCACUCAGGGAUGGUUAGAACCUCUCCUCAGUCGGAUCAAGGAAAACUCGUCUCACGUUGUUUCACCAGUUAUUGAUAUUCUGAACAAAGACGACAUGAGCUACACACUGGCUAGCCCCGUGGUCAGAGGUGGUUUUGGGUCCAACCUUCACUUCAAGUGGGACACAAUGUCCUCUAAGGAGAUGCAAUCACGGUCUCCAGUGGACCCAAUCAGGACCCCUGCAAUUGCUGGAGGGCUGUUUGCAGUGGACAAAACAUGGUUUGAGCACAUUGGUCUGUAUGAUGGACAGAUGGAGAUAUGGGGAGGAGAGAAUGUGGAGCUAUCCCUGCGAGUGUGGAUGUGUGGAGGUAGUAUGGAGAUCAUUCCUUGUUCUCAUGUUGGCCAUAUCUUCCGGUCAGCCAUGCCAUACUCGUUUGGAGAGGGGAACUCUUACCACAGUACUGUUACAAGGAACAUUAGACGCACUGUUGAGGUCUGGAUGGACUCCUACAAGCCAUACUAUUAUGAGCAGAAUCCUUUUGCUCUCAAGGUGGAUUUUGGAGAUAUUUCAGAGAGACAAGAGUUGAGAGAGCAGUUGCAUUGCAAGUCAUUUCAAUGGUUCUUGGAUAACGUCUACCCCCAGUUUAGUGCUCCACCAAUUCAAGACUUCACUUAUGGUAAACUGCGCACCAUUGGCAGUGGUCUGUGCCUGGAUGCUAGGAGGUCAUUUGCUAGUCAGCCAGUGGACCUCAGUCAGUGCUCCCCAACCAAAGACAAGUCUGUCAAGGGACAGUCGUGGUCUAUGUACUCCAAGGGAGGUGUCAAGCAGCGAACUCUGUGCCUCUCUUACAUGAACAAUCUGUUCACUCUACAACAGUGUAACUCUCAGGACAUGGCUCAAAGCUUCCAGCUCCAGUCUAAUGGUCUCUUGGUGCACACUGCAACCCAACACUGUGCUACCAGUAGCAAUGAGGAGCACCUCACUCUAGUACAAUGUGACACUGAACACAAUACAGACACUUCUAUUGAAUGGGAUUUUGUUAUAUCAACAUGAUUGUUUGUUUUUUCUCCAUCACAAA
Molecule: messenger RNA, 2202 nt
Organism: Halichondria panicea
Lineage: Eukaryota; Metazoa; Porifera; Demospongiae; Suberitida; Halichondriidae
Product: polypeptide N-acetylgalactosaminyltransferase 16-like
Exons: 13
Coding region: 102-2177 (691 amino acids)
Biological process (GO): protein O-linked glycosylation
Cellular component (GO): Golgi apparatus
Molecular function (GO): polypeptide N-acetylgalactosaminyltransferase activity
Source: RefSeq, a predicted model, not a curated record